This is a messenger RNA of Tetrahymena thermophila SB210, 408 nucleotides long. RefSeq lists its product as hypothetical. Bases 1 to 408 code for a protein of 135 amino acids. The record is from RefSeq and is a predicted model, not a curated record. The transcript is spliced from 2 exons. Lineage: Eukaryota; Ciliophora; Oligohymenophorea; Hymenostomatida; Tetrahymenidae.
AUGCACUAUCUAGUUUUAAUAUUAGUUCAAUACGCUAAACUUAAGUUUUUCCCUAUUGAAAAUCAAAAAUUAUCAAACUUAAUAGAAAAUUUAAUGAAUUAUACGAAAAAUAGAAUCUUUUUUUUAAGAAAUUUAAUUUAUAAUUAUUUGCUUCAUCUUAUUAGGCUGAUUUGUGAGAAACUUCCAUCGAGCUGCGUUGGUCUAGUGGCAGGAUUAUUGCCUUCCAAGCAAUCGGCUCGGGUUCGAUUCCCGGACGCAGCAUUUUUUGAAUUUAUUAUAAUAAUUUUUAAGCAAAAUAUUUUGACUGUAAAAAAAAAAAAUGCUGCGUCCGGGAAUCGAACCCGAGCCGAUUGCUUGGAAGGCAAUAAUCCUGCCACUAGACCAACGCAGCUCGAUGCAUGUUUUUGA